Messenger RNA from Scatophagus argus, 2840 nucleotides. It is a transcript of the gene pnn, whose product is annotated as pinin, desmosome associated protein. The record is from RefSeq and is a predicted model, not a curated record. The transcript is spliced from 9 exons. Bases 45 to 2111 code for a protein of 688 amino acids. Lineage: Eukaryota; Metazoa; Chordata; Actinopteri; Scatophagidae. Gene Ontology annotation, cellular component: catalytic step 2 spliceosome.
AACGAAUACGAAACGACACGUGAUUCGCGCUAACUGGAAGCAAGAUGGCGGUGGUAGUGCGGAGCUUACAAGACCAGCUCGAAAAAGCCAAGGAAAGCUUGAAAAAUGUGGACGAUAAUAUUCGUAAAUUAACGGGACGUGAUCCCAAUGAAUCAAGGCCGGGUCAUAUCCGUCGGCUCAGCGGCCCCAUGGCAGGCCCCGGUGGAGGUAGAGGCCGAGGAAUCAACCUGCUCAGGCGUAGUCUCUUAGACAUUGGAAGUGGUGGCCCCCCUGCCAAGCAGAGGGACAUCGAAGGAGCCCUGCUGAGGCUGGCAGGGGACCAGAGGGCCAGGAGAGACACGCGCCACGACAGCGACGCUGAGGAUGAUGACGAUGUCAAAAAGCCAGCGUUGCAGUCGUCUGUUGUAGCUACCUCCAAGGAGAGAACACGCCGAGACCUCAUUCAAGAUCAAACCAUGGAUGAGAAGGGUAAACAGAGGAAUCGGCGUAUGUUUGGGCUGCUGAUGGGGACCCUGCAAAAAUUCAAACAGGAGUCAAAUGUCUCUACAGAUAAGCAAAAGAGGCGUACAGAGAUCGAGCAGAAGCUCGAGAUUCAGGCGGAGGCUGAGAGAAAGAAGGUCGAGUCUGAAAAGAGGGAGCUUUUUGAAGAGAGGAGAGCCAAACAGACUGAGCUGAGAUUACUGGAACAGAAAGUGGAAUUAGCUCAGCUGCAAGAGGAGUGGACCAGCCACAAUAAUCGUCUGGUGAAAUACAUUCGUACUAAGACCAAGCCUCAUAUCUUCUAUCUGCCUGGGAAAAUGUGCUCCGCCACACAGAAACUCCUCGAUGACUCCACCAAGAAACUAAAUGCUGUGUUUCAGGAGAGGUGUGAGGCUUUUGCCGAACAUCUCAGCAAGAUGGAGACCCGCCCCCGGCGUCAGCCAAACCGCGACCAGGACGGCAAUGUUGCAGCAACAGGGACGGACCACUCGGCGGAGGGUAAGCCUGCAGGUCAGGUAGUCAAGGUGACAGGUAACAAGGGGGAUGCAGAGAUGGAGGAAGAGGAGGAGGAAGAUGAGGAGGAGGAGGAGAGGGAGAAGGAGAAGGAGGGCAAUAGAAAGGUGACAGAGAAAGAUGGGGGGGAGGAGAGGGAGGAAGCAGAGAAGGAAGUGUUGAAGAAGGCAGAGGAAGAGGAGGAGGGGAUGGGGAUGGAACUAAGUGAGGAGGGAAGCGAGGAGAAGAAGGUAGGAGUGGUUAAAGAUGGAGAGGACAGAGUGGAGAAGGGAGAGGAGGAGGCUAGUCCAGGGUCAGAGGAGAUGGAGAUGGAGGUAGAGGGUGGGCCAGAGCAGAAGGACAGGAGUCAAGGAGAGGAGGGAGAAACGGACCGUAAACAAGGGCCCACAGACCUCCAAAGUGAAAAGACCCAAAACCUCCAGUCCUUUGAACCAGUUGUAACCAGCCAAGAAGCACCAGAUACCAGUCAACAGCCCCAGCUUAGCCACACUGCAGGAGAACCAGUAGUUACAUCCUCUGGGGUUCCGGACUUGGACAGGAUCCCUGGGUCAGCCCCCAUAGUGCCUGGGCAGGAGUUCAUCAUCGCUGGCCUCGGGUUCCAGGACCCAGCAGUCGAGAACCAGGCUGUGCAAGAGAAACCAGAGGACAAAGCCCCUCAAAAAACGCAUGAUUCCCAGGAGGCCCCCAGCAUUACUCCUGCACCCGCUAAGGAGGAAGAGAAUGGAGGCAGAGGGAGGAAGAAGGACAAGGAGCCAAGGAAGGGCCGCAGUCACAGUAACAGCUCCUCCUCUUCCUCCUCCGGCUCCUCCUCCAGUGGGAGCUCCUCCUCUUCCUCGGGAUCCAGCCGUUCAUCUUCAUCGUCGUCGUCCUCUUCAUCCUCUUCGUCCAACAGCAGCAGCCGAAGUCGCAGCAGAGACGACAGUAAGCGCAAGAGGAGGCCAUCUGAUAGGGGCAGGAAGAAGGGAGAAGAGAGAAGUCGCCACAAGCGAGGAGGGAGUAGCGGAGGAGGCAGGGACUCGAAGGGAUCGAGGAAGAGGAGGAGCGAGGAAGGGAGGGGCAGGUCAUCCCGGAACGAUAGGGAGCAUAAAGAUAGAGACAGGAAAGACAAGAGACGCUAAUCUGGUUCUCAUUCAGCCUCUGUAAAGCUGGAAAACACAGGAAAACAUUGAGGAAAGCUAAACUAUUUACUAAAUGACACAUGAGAUGAGUUUUUAAAGUAGCAUUUUCCUUUAAAACACCACAAAGUCUGUUGAAGUUUGACCAUAGGAGGAUAUUUUUUUUCCUCAAGUGUAGGGAUUUAUUAUUUGAAACUGAAGUCGAAUGGUGGAUAGCUGGUUCUGAUUUUCCCUCCAUCGUUGUCUCUUUACUUGGCAAAAGAUAUGUAACCUAAACCUUUUUUUUUUUUUAUUUUGUCACCAUCUCUGGCAAGGCAACUCCCUUACACUGUCUCAAAUCAGCAAUUUAACCAAGCAGGUAUGAGACGGACGAGACUAUUUGAGACGUCAUUUUAGUCAUUUUAAAUUCAAAAGAUUUAUCUUCAACCUGAUAUGUGCUUUUUAAAAAAUGUCUUUGUCACACUGUGAAAAGAUAGUGUUGAAUGUUUAGUGUCCUAUUCACUAUAAGGCUGGGUUACUGAUGGUUAACUAUAACCGUUAACUUACAGGCAAUGUUUUCAAGUUGAUGUGACAAUGCUAUUGAUCCUCAUUUAUUUCCACUUUUCCACUAUUUGAUCAAUGCCAGGGCCCUUGUAUCUUCACUUGGAUACAUGUGAUUUGCUCAGAUUCUGUUUUUUUUUUUUUUUUGUACCAACUGAUAAACUUUGAAUUAAAGGUGAGGUAUUAGCAUAA